Messenger RNA from Pecten maximus, 2193 nucleotides. RefSeq lists its product as uncharacterized. The transcript has 3 exons. The coding region runs from base 230 to 598 and encodes 122 amino acids. NCBI's taxonomy places the organism in Eukaryota, Metazoa, Mollusca, Bivalvia, Pectinida, Pectinidae. The record is from RefSeq and is a predicted model, not a curated record.
AUAAUUCAAGGCAUUGUGGCAGCCAUCAGUACUUUGGACCUAAACAACCAGCUAGUCAUAUUGAUCACAGCACGGAUCUGACAGAUAUCACUUAACUCAUCAUUACCUCUACAUAGCAGUACCAACUCCACCUGGUAUUAAAGUGAUCACUCCAUGUAUAUAUCCUGUUGAACUGGAAACAGGUGGAACCCGUUAGAUUUUUAUAUUCAAAUUUAAAGUUCGAGUUUAAAUGGACCGAGUGAUGUCAGUGAAAGUUACAGAAAUAUUAACUAUAUCCCUGUUCCUUCUGCUUACUCUCAGAGUUACACUCGCCUAUCCUUUUGGACUUCAAAACUUUGUGGUACCAAAGGAGCCAGCAGCCGAUGACCAGAGCGAGUAUUGGAAUGAAUUACUAGAAGACCGAGGUCCAAGUGUUCCAGUGAAACGAGGAUGCGUUGGAUUUCCAUGUGUAUACACUCAUAUGGCGGAGCGGGCUGGGCGGGCUUCUAUAGAGCGAUACAUAGCCAAACUAAUUGAAGACUGCAUGAACGAUGAUCAUUGUAAUCCAGGGAAAAGAAAGAGGAGGUCUUUAUUGAAACAGAUCAAUCAACGGAGAUGAAUCCAAUCUUCUAUCGUCGGACUGGUGAAGAAUUGCCCAUAGUUUCCUUGAAACAGAAUGCCGUGGGGGAACUUAAACGGCAAUCCCGAUCUAGCUACACUAAGAUAUAAGAAAAAAAUAGGAACAAUUGAAUUCAUUUCAAUAUUUUUAUAUGCGAAUAGGUGUUAUUUACAUAUAUUUUCCAGGAUAAUGUCAUUUCUUAUAAUAUAGGUUUCUUUAUAUUUCAUUGCCUUUGUUGAUGAGGAUAUUACAUUAAGCUUGUGGGAAUCGCGUUGCCUAGGGUACCUGAACGGAUUGUAUUCAGUAUUUUCUUCUCUUUAAAGUGUCAAACUUCCAGACGGUAACUCAUGUCCGCCGUGUCUCGCGGCGACUAUUUGUCCAGAUCUUGACAGGUUCGACGGUUCAUCACUAUGUGAACACAAACAUGUCAAUUUACUCGAGUCUGUUCAAAUUCCAUUUUCUGUCAUUUCAUUGUAAAACUGUAGGUAGGUGUCAAAACAGGUUUGAAUUGUUGUAUUGGCCGAAUUUUAAAGGAACGUUCAUAUUUCCAUCGCUUAUUUCACUAAAAUACUAUAUGGAUUGACAACGAGUAGUGACUAACAAUAUCUAGAUCACGACUUCAUUCUUGAAACAUUUGAGCAAAUAGUAGACCGCCUUCUGAUUUAUAUAAGAUUAUAUAAGACAUAUAUUAACACAACUCACUUCAAAUCAAUUGCAAGGGAAUUCGAAACAAAAAGUAGAGGCAAUCAGAAGCUUAUCUUAAUAAUUAAAGAAGACUCCUGGUUUUCGCUCCUUAAAGUUACAUUCUAGCGGUACCGACGUAUAGAACAAUACCAUAGUACUGCCCACAUAUCGAGGAUCUUUAGCCUUUAUUUUAUAAUGGUAGUGGUGCUAUCUCGACCACAGCCUGAGUGUAUGUUGCUUUGGUGUCAGAUCAAAUUAACCUUAACAUCAGCUCUGCUGUAUAUGUGGCAUCUAUAAAUGUUAAUGCUUGAAAAAAAGCAAAGUUUUUUCUGUUUCAAAUGCAGUGUUACACUUCCCCGAAACCAGCAAAAACUCAUCUCAAAUCGGGGAAAGUAGAAAGUCUUAUUCUUUGCAUUUUUUGUGAUAAUGACGAAGAACUGACUUCAAACUAGGAUAUUUAAUAGUUUCCAAACUUGUAAUAGCACCAGAAUAAUUGUCAACAUGGUAUUGCUAUCUGUGAAACCUAUCUGCAAGAAUUGAUGAAAUGAGAGGUAAGAAUAUAUUCAGCCAUGUCCAUUUUCUUUUCGUUGUAAGUUUUCCAUGUGAGUAACACAAGACUGAUCGAUCCUUCACUAAACAACAACCUCUAAUUCAUCCUUACAAACGAUUGACAAAACGACGUUACAGAUAUGAAAUUUGAUAAAAGCGAUUUUUUUUUCUAUUUUGUUUCGUCAUAUAAUUAUAAAUUGGAAUACUUUUUUUCUCCUUUCAAUAUUUCUUCUAUAGCCAUUUUAAGUCUUCGUGCUUGUUGAUAGCAGAUAUGCUUGUUAGUACAAUAAGGUUUUGGCAUACAGUAAUUUUGAAAAUUAUUUUUGAGUCAUAAGAAAAUAAACUGUUUCCAGAAAAGACAA